This is a messenger RNA of Ooceraea biroi (clonal raider ant), 906 nucleotides long. RefSeq names its product eukaryotic translation initiation factor 3 subunit F. Gene Ontology annotation, molecular function: translation initiation factor binding; metallopeptidase activity; translation initiation factor activity. Lineage: Eukaryota; Metazoa; Arthropoda; Insecta; Hymenoptera; Formicidae. Gene Ontology annotation, cellular component: eukaryotic translation initiation factor 3 complex, eIF3m. The record is from RefSeq and is a predicted model, not a curated record. Gene Ontology annotation, biological process: translational initiation.
AUGGCGCUUAACCUCACCGUGAAAGUGCAUCCUGUAGUUUUGUUCCAAGUCGUGGACGCUUACGAACGCAGGAAACUGGAGUCAGUGCGCGUCAUUGGGACUUUAUUAGGCACAGUGGAGAAAGGAGUGGUCGAGAUAACCAAUUGUUUUUGCGUACCGCACAAGGAAUCCGAGAGCCAAGUAGAAGCUGACCUCACUUAUGGAAUGGACCUGUACGAUUUGAAUCACAGAGUUAACGCGCAAGAGAAUAUCGUCGGUUGGUGGGCUACUGGCAAUGAAGUCACCACACAUUCGUCUGUCAUCCACGAGUAUUACGUGCGAGAGUGUAAUAAUCCGGUACACUUGACUGUGGACACUACAUUAUUGAAUACCACGAGAAUGGCAAUUAAAGCUUACGUGUGCGUUCCAUUAGGAGUACCUAACGGCAAGAAAGGGUCCAUGUUCACGUCAAUCAAAGUUCAGGUUAAAUGUUACGAGCCAGAGGUUGUGGGAUUGCAGUCAUGUUCUAAACCUCAAUUGCAGUCUCACACGCAGACUGGCGCGAAACCUACCGGAGCAGUGGAACCUAUGAUGGAUCUUGCACAGGUUUCAGCAGCUUGCUCGAAACUUUCAGUAAUGCUGGAUCAAGUACUCGCAUACGUUGAUGAUGUUCUAGCAGGAAAACAAUUGCCAGAUAAUCAAGUUGGCAGAGCCCUCUUGGACAUGGUGCAUUCUGUGCCAAAAAUGACGAGCGAUCAAUUUGACAAGAUGUUUAACAGUAAUGUUAAAGAUUUACUGAUGGUCGUUGCUCUAUCGCAAUUGAUAAAAACACAGUUGCAACUUAAUGAGAAACUUACGUUACUUACAACUCUCUGACUAAAAGCGUUUUAAAUAAAUAAAUAUUUAAUCUUCAUUUUCUUGGAGUAA